CUGGCCCGCAGCAACAGGUGGUCCCCGCAGCACUGAAGUCACUGUCCAGGACCUGCGGAGGGUAUUCUUCGUCCUAUCAGCUGAAUGGACUGACACGGUUAAUGUGGCUGAUAUUUAACUGAAGGAAAUGACAUUUUAGAAAUCUUCACUUUGUUGGCUGAUAAACAGGCCGGAGGAGCUGGACGUUGUUCACUGGAUAAAAACACUUAAGCAUCAGGAAGUCAAGAUUUUAUAUCCACUUCAUAACACAGCAGUCCGCUCCAUAUGUUCACUGCCUGGUUCAUCAGCAUAUCCAAAUGCAUCAGCACACUCACCCGCAUGCCUUCCCUCCCACCCUGCACCAAUCCUUGACCAUCCUACCUGCUCCAAUGGCAUCUCAGGACAAUAAGUUCAGCACCCACCUUCCCAGAGGAACAACAAGACCCUCUUUUGCUCCUGUCACUGCCUUUCACAGAGCAACACAGAAGUCCUUCGGGUCAACAAAACGAGGGAAAUGGGGUGCAAUGCAUGUCUGCAUUGCAUGGAAGAUUUAUUACCACGAACAACUCAAGAGAACACAGCAAAAGCCCAACAGUGUCUGUCGAGAUCUGACACCCGAGUAUCCUGCCACCAGUCUACAUAACUCAGUGCAACUCAAGGAAUCAGACCAGUCCUCCUGCAUUCACCCAAAUCUGGACUCUCCACGUGGACACUCGGGAAAAACAGCCAAAAAUGAAAGAGACAUGAACACAAGUUAUCCCUCUGACCUUAACCCACGUUCACCUUGCCACAUCCCUACGACCAAGAGGGAGAAGCUGGAACAGGCCCAGAACCUGCACCCUGAGAAGGAGAAACACGGGUGCCAACAAACUGACACAGCGAAAGACACAUCUUGGGAUCUAACAAUGACUCCUGAACUUCACGGGAGACAGAGCGGCUCGCGUGGCAGAAAAAGGCAGUUUGAGUGCGACGGCUUCAUCCAAGUGAAGAGGGUGAAGAAGGAAGUUACAGAUGACCAGUUUGAUUCUUCAAAGACUUUGCACACUGAUCCAACUUAUACACAUCCAUCGUCACACACAGUACCAGUGCAACACAUAAGUGAUCUGCAUCCUAACAGCAGAUUUAAUGUCACCAGAAUUCCUGGGGGACUCAUCUCUUAUCCAGCAGCUGAAGUGCAUCCCUACCAAGCUGCUUCAUGGGAUGCAAUGUGGGACGUUCACCAGAGAAUGGAUCUCCACUCUGGACAAAAUGUCCUAAAAGACUAUUCACAGAAUACCUGCAAGGCGAUCAGGAUACCUCUUGUAGCGCAGAGCCAAAUAGAGGCUUUUCAUGGUUUCUUUGCGCCACCUCUUUAUUUACCUCUUGCUUUGAGGCAGCAGGACACCGUUUACCUCAGAGGGAGGGAGUUUCUACAGCCGCGCUACGACAACUGUCAUCUCCACCGCUGCAGACAUCAGCUCUCUCAUCCCGGAUUUCUGGCAACACCCUAUCUGGGGCCCUGAGCAAGAAAAUGAAAGCAGCUGUACCCAAAACGACAAUCACUCAUUUACAGUACGUCUGUUAGGUUCAGUGGUCAUUCUGGUCUGUGUAUGAAGUCAACAGAGCUCCACAAUGUCCAACAUAUGGAAAAAAAACAUCGAAAAAGGGAAGCUUUUGAUUAAAGUCUCAAAUAUUAAUAACAGAAGAUACUCUUUGCCCUGGAACAGCUUUAAUAAGGAAAUUAACAUUAUUAAUAAAAGGACAUAUUUGACAUCAGUGUCUUAGAGGAACUUUGCAACUGUGCAGUCAUGCUUACACUGUAUUGAUUCCCUCAUUGAUUAAAUAUGUUAAGAUGCAUGUGCUUGCUCAUAUUAAUGUUAAGUUCACAAUAAACUAUUUGGAACAUGAA
This is a messenger RNA of Dicentrarchus labrax (European seabass), 1867 nucleotides long. RefSeq lists its product as uncharacterized. The transcript is spliced from 6 exons. Bases 297 to 1481 code for a protein of 394 amino acids. The record is from RefSeq and is a predicted model, not a curated record. NCBI's taxonomy places the organism in Eukaryota, Metazoa, Chordata, Actinopteri, Moronidae.